This is a messenger RNA of Pocillopora verrucosa, 3657 nucleotides long. Lineage: Eukaryota; Metazoa; Cnidaria; Anthozoa; Scleractinia; Pocilloporidae. The record is from RefSeq and is a predicted model, not a curated record.
AACCACUUUAAGAAAAUAUUAGUUUCCAUUGUCGAUUAAACCAUGGAUGAAACCGCGGUAAAAACCUCCUGGACUGCGAUAGUUUUGACCUGUCAAAACAAAACGAGUGCAAGGACUCUCCAGACAGAACUUGAACUUCGUCAAAGUAAGGGACUGAUUAGCAAAGAUACACUGGUGUUGGCUCUUGAGGACCCCAGAGGGGGUGUUGGAAGUGGUGGGGCUACGCUGAAUGCUUUGUUAGUUGUCACUGAGCAUCUUAGCGCUAAAGCUGGUUUUCAGGUCGCUAAUGAAAGUGUUCUAGAGAACGCAAACAUUCUUCUAAUGCACAUGGGUGGGGAUUUUCCAUUUAGUCCUUGUGGAAGAUUCUUUAACACUCUACCUGCUAAACAUUCGGAAGAAUCAAAAGAGAAUCUGUACGAUGCUCUGGUGACAAACUUCGACUACAUGCUCCAUGUUAUCUCAGAGACGCUAUCGGCAAACGCCCCUGCGGGAGUGUGGAUUUGUAGUGCAGAUAUGCUUCCGUCCGUGGAUCCUCAAAAAAGAAUUGAUUGGAACAAGCUUUCAGAUGAAAUUAUCGUGAUUCUCUCUCAAGAAAAUGUGCAAUAUGCAAAGGACCACGGGGUUGUGAAACUGGGAGAGGAGGGCAAAGUAAAAGAUAUAAUAUUUCGAGAAACUGAAGACGAAAUAAGAAAAUGUGCCCUUAGCAACGGCAAAGUACCAGUGGUUGUUGGUACAGUGUACAUGAAUGCCAAAGUGGCAUCAAAGAUGCUAAAUCUUCAUGUCUUUCAUCCUCUGGACGCGUGCACUUAUUAUGGUUUGGACAACGGAGCGGAGCCAAUCCAGUUAUCGAUGAUCUUUGACAUCCUUCUCUGCCUGGCUGAAGAUGUAUCGGAGUCAGAUUUUGUUUGUGGUGAAAGAAGUGGUUCGUACGGACGCCGCAAUACUCGGUAUGAGACAAGCAGGGAUUAUCAGAGCCAGCUGAUGUUGAUGAGAAGCGCGAGAGCACAGCUCUGGAAAAGUCUCCGAGGAUUACAACUAAAAGGAGUUCUCAUUGAAAACGGAACCCUUGAUUACAUGAAUGCCUCUGGGGAAUGUUACAGGAGACAAAUGCUUAGCAGCACUAACCUGCUUAACUUCAGUGGAAAGUCAUUUGACUGCAAUAGACUCACGCAUGUAACCCCAUGUAUGAGCGGCAGUUCUAGUGACUACGGUUCUUCUGUUGUAAUCAAUUCCAUCAUUGACGAUAGCAUCAUAAUAGGGAAGGAUUCAGUUGUGUCGCACUGUCACUUGAAGGGUGGUAUGCAGUUUGGAUGUGGGUCUAUCUUGAUUGGUCUUACCUCGAAAGACCUCGAGGACUUUUCUUUAUUUGGACUCAGUUUUCCAAGCGAUAUGUGUAUCAUACGCUGUCACAUAUCUCUCCCUGGUCUUGAUGUAAAGCAACAGACGGUUUUGGUUGCAUUUGGAGUUCAUGAUGAUUUACAGGUGCCAUAUAUGUCCCCUAACAGUACUUUCUGUAACACGCCUUGGAAGAAAUUUUUUGACAGAGCCGGAAUAAGUUCUGAGGAAGUUUGGCUCGGAGUGCCAGAACAAGAGAGAUGUCUUUGGAACGCGAAACUCUUCCCUGUUGUUUAUUUCAACCUCCACGACGAGAAAAGAGAUGUAGCGCCCACUGUCUUGGAACUUGUUAUACAAAUUCUGUUUUCCAGCUUUUCAACCGAAAAAAGUAGAACAGAUCCAAAUCAGAACCAGGUCAAGAGGUCAGAUACACAUGGUCUUCCAUCCGUUCUUGGAGAUCGUAUUUAUGGAUUUGAAGAAGUAAUUUUGAGGUGGCGCUCCUCAGUUCGGCUAUCACUGAAGGAAAUCAUGUCCUUGAUUGAUUCGUCAUCAGAGUUUGCAUGGAGAAAAAAACUAUGGUUUGAAAUUGGAAAAGCGCAAGUGAAUAACACAUUAAAAAACUGCACGAAUGAUUGCCUGCUGCCUUUUUUGAAGGGCUGUGUAAAAGAAGGUUUCGCGAAAGAUACUUUGGACAUUUUAGAUCAAGUUGCAUCUACCGCCACCUCCCCAGGCGUGGUUGCACGGACCCUGGCCUGUAUUGCUGACGUGUUGGGAGUGAUGGCAGGAGAGAGGGCUGGGCUGAGAAGUGGACCAGCCCGCAAUGAAUCCUGGGUGAAUGCGUUUGAUCUUCUCGAUAAAGGUGAUAUACCUGCGGGUGUGAAAGCUCUCGCAGAGGAGCGCUCGCGUUGGCUCGACAGACCUGAUUUACUGAUCCGAGCGGCUCGACAUUAUGAAGGAGCGGAACAGAUUUUGAGAAGAAGGGCCGUAUUCACAGCUAAACAGUUUUUUGUCACUGAGAAAUGCAAAUCCCUUCCCAUUGGUCAUUGGGUGAUAGCUGAGGCACCUGCCCGGGCUGAUUUAUCUGGCUGUUGGACUGACACUCCACCCAUAACGUAUGAACAUGGAGGAGCUGUACUAACUGUCGCCAUUAACCUAAACGGAAAGAAAGUAACCGGAGCCAGAGUUAGGAAAAUUCAGGAGUGUGAAAUAGUUCUCGUGAUUCACUCAGGAGAGCAUAGCGUCAAAGUUGUCUGCAGGGAAUUAUCAGACUUAGCAAAUUUCACCCAACCACAUGCACCAGGUGCCCUUCUAAAGGCAUGCAUUUGCUUUCUGGACAUUGUGACUCUUCCUUCAAGCGAAAAAUUAUCCGAACAGUUAUUCAGAAAAUACCAAGCUGGCUUUGAGCUCCACACCUGGUCAACCGCUCCUCAAGGGAGUGGGCUGGGCACAAGUAGCAUUUUGGCGGGAGUUAUCCUGGCGGCGCUUUUACGCUCGACUGGCUGCACAGCCAGCAUAGACUCACUGAUUCACGCCGUGAUGAUCGUAGAACAGAUGCUAACUACCGGCGGUGGCUGGCAAGAUAACGUUGGAGGACUGAUGCCUGGUUUUAACAUCGCUCGGUCCCAGGCAGCCUUGCCUUUGAAAGUAGAAGUAGAGAAAUUAAAUCUUCCGCAAGCCACCAUCGAUGCCUUCGCAAAACGUUUGCUUUGCAUCUAUUCAGGAAAGCCUCGUCUUGCUAAGAAUUUAUUACAGGAUGUUGUCAGGAAUUGGUACGCAAGAUUUCCAAAGAUUACUGUAAACGCGGAUGAUUUGGUAAAAAAUGCAGAAGAGGCUGCUAAAGCUUUGAGGGGAGGAAAUAUUGAAAAGCUCGGCGAGUGUAUGAACUGCUAUAGGAAACAGAAGUGUAUCAUGGCAUCUGGAACCGAACCUAAAGGCAUAAGCGAAAUGAUGAAAGCUCUAGAACCUUUAGUAUUAGGACAAACUUUGACGGGUGCAGGAGGAGGAGGCUUUCUUGUGCUUCUUACUAAAGAGCCCAACAUGGCGGAUAAAGUGAGGGCAGUGAUAGAAAGAAACAAGCCUUCAGACGAGCUGGCGUUUUUUGAAGCAAGUAUAGACUUAGACGGGCUCACUGUGAGAGUAGAGGAAGACUGGGACGGGCUUCCUGUAGAGUCUGCGUGUCACUUGCAAUGAAUCAUGAUACCAGAAGCAACUGAGCUUAGGGAUUGCUCAGACAAGCCGGAAGCCAGUUACCUGAAUGAUAGCCAGUUGCAGACGAUCUACGAACAGUCAAGAAGACUACUCAUGGUCUCAUAAAGCACAAUG